Molecule: messenger RNA, 1645 nt
Organism: Dalotia coriaria
Lineage: Eukaryota; Metazoa; Arthropoda; Insecta; Coleoptera; Staphylinidae
Exons: 2
Coding region: 6-1541 (511 amino acids)
Source: RefSeq, a predicted model, not a curated record
AGGCCAUGGGUGAUUAUUUGUUACGCAAAACAAUAUCAUUGUUCAAUACAGUGAUUAGCCAGUUGGGUCUAAAAGGUCUACGAGAUCGAAUUCGAAGCAUGGUGAAAUUGUGGCAAGCGCAGCCCUCCCGGGACGAUCGCAUAGUUGAACGGUUCAAUAGUUAUUCGGAAGGUUUACGCAAGUGGUACGACAAUACCCCUGAUAAGACUCAUGCAAUCACGAUGUGCAUGCUGGUGAUUCGGCGCUGGGAGGUGUUCUUCCAAACCAGGGGUUUCAUUAGCUGGCAAGUCCGUGACCGAAUUGAUAAGUGGCAAGAGUUGUGGAAAGGUGCAAGCGAAUGUGGUAUCAAGUUCAGCGAUGCUGAUACGAUUGACGAUACGCCAUUUCGAAAGAAUUCGUUUGUCACCAAAUUGACGGGAAUCUUUGAAGAAUUAAGCCAGGAGCCGAUUCCAAGCGGCUUUAAAGAUUACGAUAGUGAUGUGGCAGAUGAAGAUGAGAAAAAUCUUGAUGAGUUACUCCAGCUGGCAGGGCUCGGGCGGUCAAAAGCUCAACUGGCAGCCGAGAAACAAUUAAUUGAAAAGCCGGCAGGGCAAGGAUCCAACUCAGAAUCUAAGAGUAAGCCGGAAAAUUUUCGGUUGGUUUAUGAGGAUGAUUCUCAGCCGGUAAAGCAGAAAACAUCCGAUGAGAAAACCGCGGAGCAAAAUUUUCACUUGGUUAACGAGGAUAACUCUCAGCCAGUAAAGCCAAUGAAUGCCGAAGAUGGAAAUUUUCGGUUGGCUGAGGAGGAUAAGACUCAGCCAGUCGAUAGAGACGAGCAACAGCAACGACAACUCGAGGAAGCAACUCUUCAGCUUGUUGAGAUGUUGGAUAAACAGCGAAUGUCAGACGACAUCAUCCAUCACGUGUACGAGAAUCACGACGAUUCCUGGCCUGAUUCAGGCAUUGAUACAUCAUUUGCAGAUCUAACAAAUCGCUUAAGCAUUGAGUCUACAGGACAGGGGAAUAACUACGCAAUCACUUCCAAUCAAUUGACAUUCGCCAGCUUUAGCGGCCAUGUUGAAUUUCCCGAUCCCCCGAUGAUUGAGAGUCCAGAACAAACGAUUGUCUACAGCCGUCUGGAUUGCAUCGAUGAGAAAAUUAAUGACAUUUGGCGAAAGAGUCUAUAUUCUGGCCCGGGUUUAGAUGAGGCGGACUUAUAUAUUAUGGGCCGUGGUAUUACACUUGCAGAGAAUUCUCUCUCCACAACAUUGGUCGAUGAUAUUAACAAUCAACUUUUACAGAAAAUCCAUAAAUAUAAAGAAAGUAAGAAGCAACCGAAGAAGCGCGUUAAUCCCUUUGAUCUGGACGCGAAUGCUGACAAUGAAUCACUGUUAAAUACUCCAUUGGACAAACCAUUAAUUGUUCAUUCACCCCCUAAAAUGAAGAAACUAACAGGUAAUGCAGUAGUGACAAAUUUGCAAUUACCAUUCAAUCUUACCGAAGAUAUUGCUUCACCUGUGAAGCGUUUGAGUUGGGAAGAGUUGGCAGAUAAGCCAAUUUGACGUUUAGUAGAUUUAUAAGUUGGCUUUGUUAUUGUUAUUGUUACUAUUGUUAUCCUGUUAUGAAUUUUUUAUGGUUUGACGUUAAAUAAAAACAAUAAAACAUU